This is a messenger RNA of Dacryopinax primogenitus, 354 nucleotides long. RefSeq lists its product as uncharacterized. The annotation marks the transcript as partial. The transcript is spliced from 2 exons. NCBI's taxonomy places the organism in Eukaryota, Fungi, Basidiomycota, Dacrymycetes, Dacrymycetales, Dacrymycetaceae. The record is from RefSeq and is a predicted model, not a curated record.
GCACGCGAUCAUCUGGCACUUGAACGCACCUGGCUUGCAUGGACCCGCACAUCCCUGUCCAUCGCUAGCACUGGCGUAGCCCUAGUGCAGCUCUUCGCUCUCAGCUCACAAAACUCCGGUAAUACCAACCCUGUCGGGCAGAAAAUCAUGCGCGUCGCGAAACCCCUGGGUGCGGUCGUGAUCGCUUUCGCGUUCCUGACGCUCGUUGUUGGGAGCGCGAGAUUCUUCCGAGUGCAGUACGCUCUGACCCAAAACACGUUCCCACCGGCAAGAUGGAGCCCUCUGGCAAUGUCUGCAAUCAUGAUGUGCAUUGUGGUAGCGGUCUUUGCUGUUGUUGUCACGUUGACCAGGUGA